Molecule: messenger RNA, 1839 nt
Organism: Acytostelium subglobosum LB1
Lineage: Eukaryota; Evosea; Eumycetozoa; Acytosteliales; Acytosteliaceae
Exons: 4
Coding region: 1-1839 (612 amino acids)
Biological process (GO): ATP metabolic process; proton transmembrane transport
Molecular function (GO): proton-transporting ATPase activity, rotational mechanism; ATP binding
Source: RefSeq, a predicted model, not a curated record
AUGUCAUUAUUCAACAUAUAUGAUAUUGAUGAUAAGGAUGAUGAUAAGUCAGGAUCGCCACCAACAGUGACAAGGAUAAGUGGUCAUGUCUUGGUCGCCAACAAUAUGUCUGGCGCUGCCAUAUUCGAGUUGGUUCGCAUUGGCACUGGUAAGGUACUGGGAGAAGUGACACAACUCAAUGGUGACCUGGCCACUAUACAGAUGAUGGAGCAUACCAAUGGUCUUGCGAUUGGUGACCUCGUUCAGCGAAUGCAUCAUCAAAUGAGUGUCGAACUUGGUCCAGGUUUGCUCACCAAUGUCUUUGAUGGACUGCAGAGAUCACUUAUAUCUUCAGAGUUUGAUCGAUGUAAACAGAUAUAUGUCAAGCGAGGAACAAGUGAUCAUGCAAUCAAUAGAGAGGACUUGUAUGAGUAUAAACCGAGUGAUGGUUUGAAGAUUGGAGACACAGUUAAUGAAGGUGAUAUCUUUGGAAAGGUAAUGGAACAUAACUUUGAACAUCGUUUGAUGGUGCCACCAAAGAGGUCUGGUGUCAUUGUUACGAUAUUGCCAGCAGGAGAGUAUAACGUGGAUACUGUGCUCUUGACAAUCGAGCAACCAGAUGGCAAACCCCUCGACCUUACAAUGAUCCAACGAUGGCCUGUUCGCACUCCACGUCCAUCACGUGACGUCAUCCCUCCCGACCAGCCCUUCAACACAGGCAUUCGCGUGCUCGAUGCUUUCUUCCCACUGGCCAAGGGUGGAUCAUGUAUCUUGUAUGGUCCCGAACACUCUGGAAAAAGUGGACCGGCAUAUUCCGUGGGCAAGUAUGGUGGCGGCACUGAUGUAUUGAUCACUGUGAGCAGCGGCGAGAGAGCAACAGAUGCAUGGGAACACAUCAUGGAGCAAGAUUAUAUCAGCGAGUACAAGAAGAGUUGUUUGAUAAUCUCGCCUGCCAACAUGCCAGGCCUGGAACAAACGAUAUUCUGUGGCGCAACGAUAGCCGAGUACUUUAGAGAUAUGGGCUUGCAAGUAACAUUGGUCGUCGAAGGCAUCGACCGCUGGACACGUUCAAUCUGUGAUCUGUCUGGUCGACUGGGUGAGGCACCUGGCGACAAUGGAUAUCCUGCCUAUCUGGGCACCAAGAUGGCAUCAUUUUACAAGCGAGCUGGCAAUAUAGAUUGCCUUGGACGUGGUGGCAGGAAUGGAUCCGUAACGAUUGUGACCACGGCAGUUGACGACGAGGUCGACCCAUCAGUCAGCAAGUCAUUGGACCACACUCAGGUCUCUUGGGAGACGUGCAUGCCAUUGUAUCGUCGCAGACAUCAUCCUCCCAUCAACUAUCUAAACUCAACCUCUAAGUUCCAUCAAGCACUCGCGCCACACUUUGAAUCGUGGGGCCAUGACUACAUGGACUUGAUCAAUGAAGCCAAGGCCAUACUAUCUCGCGAAUACGACCUGAUAGACACAGUGAGCAAGAUUGGACUCGACCAUCUGCCCGAGGAGGAUCAGCUGACAGUGUUCGUGGCCAAGGCCAUCAAAGAUGACUUUCUUCAACAGAAUAUCUUUACAUCAUACGACAAGUACUGUCCACAUUACAAGUCAUAUUGGAUACUACGCAACAACAUAGAACUACGUAAUCAAGCACGUAUAAUACUGGGUAUACCAAAGAAUAUUAGCAAUCGAGUGAUCAAAUGGAGUUCGAUCAAGAGUGAAAUUGGAGAAACACUGUAUCAGAUCUCAACGAUGAAGUUUGCCGAUCCAGCUGAUGGCGAGGCUACAAUCAUAGCAAACUAUCGUGAACUAUAUGAACGUAUCAGGAAUGACUUUAGGAGGAUGUACAGCGAGUAUGUGAACAUGUAA